Messenger RNA from Diospyros lotus (date-plum), 2596 nucleotides. RefSeq lists its product as uncharacterized. Bases 249 to 2420 code for a protein of 723 amino acids. Lineage: Eukaryota; Viridiplantae; Streptophyta; Magnoliopsida; Ericales; Ebenaceae. The record is from RefSeq and is a predicted model, not a curated record. The transcript has 2 exons.
ACCUUCUGCAAACCCUUCUCCGUUUCUGGCUCUCUCGCCCUCGCUCUCACCCUUUUGCUCGCUCUCGCGGCUCGCCCUCGCCUCUCGCUCGCGGCUCGCCAUCGCCCUUGCUCUUUUACUGGUCUCCCCAAUACGCCAGAAUAAACAAGCCUGAAGGCUUGACCAGAUGUUGCAAAUACAGAAGCUUGACUCAGAGUAGUCCCCCAAACCAGGCGACAAUCUGCAGGGCGGAAAGAAAUCAUUAAACCAUGGAGCUGGACAUUAACCACUGGAAGAAUUUAUGGGACACAUGGGAUAUCAGGGCAUUGAUCAUCACGUCUCUCUCUCUUCAAGCUCUUCUAAUCUUAUUGGGGCCCUUGAGGAAGAGUACUGUAAGAGGAUUCAUCCUCUUACUUCUCUGGCUCGCCUACUUGCUGGCCGACGCUGUAGCCAUCUUCGUCGUUGGACUCAUCUUCAGGAGCCAACAACGCAAGGAGGCUGACCUUUCCAUUCACCCAUUCCCUUAUGACAAUGCCUAUCUUCUCGCGUUAUGGUCGCCCUUCCUCUUAGUCCACCUCGGCGGCCCGGACACCAUUACUGCCUUCGCACUUGAAGACAACCAGCUCUGGCUUCGCCACCUUCUUCAGUUUCUAGUCCAGUCGGGCACUACGGCUUACGUAUUCAUCCUCACCCUCUCGACAAACAAGUUUUGGCUUCCCACCCUCCUGAUGUUUCUCGCGGGGCUCAUCAAAUACUCGGAGCGAACGCGCUCUCUGUACCUCGCCAGCAUUGGGAAAUUCAGGAAGAGUUUAGACCCCGAUGUUGCCAAGGCAGCAGUUACGGCUAUCCGAAUCUGUGAUAAAGGGGAACAAAAGGAUUUAUCUGAUAUUGAAGUGAUCAAGGUUGCUUAUAUGUUCUCCCAGGCCUUCAAAGGCCUUAUUGCCGAUCUCAUUUUUGAUUCAUUCCACUGGGACUCGAGCCGAGGCUUCUUCAUGAAUUUGACUGCCAAGGAUGCCUUCAAAAUAGUGGAGGUGGAGCUCAAUUUCCUCUAUGAAAUUCUCUACACCAAGGUUGUGGUGAUCCAAGGCCUGGCCGGAUUUUGUCUCCGAUUUAUCUCCUUCUGUUCAGUUGUGGUGGCAUUUUCAUUGUUUGCUUCCAGGGAAAAGAAGGAGCUUCAUCCAAUUGAUAUUAGAAUUACCUAUGCUUUGUUCAUCGGUGGAAUUUCUCUCGACAUUACAGCUUUCUUUAUGAUGAUUUUGUCUGAUUCAACUGCCGUUGCACUCACCAAAUCAGAGGAUCCAUCUCGGGUCACUAGAAUUCUGGCCAAACUCCUUUUUGUCAAGAGGCAAAGGUGGGUUGUUGAAGACACAUCAAAGCCUUAUCCCUUUCGUUUGAAGCUGGUUCAGCCUCUCCUCCGCCGGAGAUGGUCUGAAUGCAUCUCUCAAUUCAGCCUGAUCCAUUACUGUCUGCACACCCGUUCUGAAUGGACGGAAAAGGUCAUCGACUCUUUGGGUCUCACUGAUAUUCUAGACGGCUUGAAGUACGUGAACACGAAGAGAUUUGACACAAGACUGAGAAACUUCAUCUUCGAAGAGUUGAGAUCGAAGUGUUUCGAGACCCAUGAAUUAGUGAACGCCAGGAAGGUAGCUUUGGCCAGGGGCGAAUGGGUUCUUAACAACGUAGGUUGUGAUACCUUGCUUACAUUUGUUAGUGACUUUCUUUAUGAUGAUAGUCUAUUAUUGUGGCACAUUGCUACCGAGCUAUUAUACGGUACUGAUAGAGGCAACGAUCACAACAAGGAUCUUCGUGAAUUCUCUAAGCUCUUGUCGGAUUACACGUUUUAUCUCCUGAUUAGGCAGCCAAAUUUGAUGCCUGCAGCAGCAAGUAUCACGCAAGAAAGAUUCAGGGAUACCUGUGCGGUGGCCAAGGAUUUCCUUGGGAAGCAGAAGAGAAAAAGGAAAACCUCCUUUUGUAUCCCUUGUGUGGAUAAAUGCUUCUGCUCUAGGAAAUCAGAGAACGAACAGAAACAAAGCCCAUUUAAUCAAAGUGCACCUGGUUCCGGUUCUUGUCGAGAGAUCUUUCGUUGCUUCAUGAAAUGGGGUAGCAACGAGAAAAAAGGAUGGGAUUUUGAAUACGAGAAAGCCUGCAAUUCCAUCCUUGCUGUUGAGAAUGAAAAUGAAAUAGAAAACGUUCGACACGACAAAUCAUUAUUGUUUACUGGAAGCAUACUGGCCAAGGAGCUAAAAAUGUACGAAGAGAAAGAGGGAAAAGACAAAUGGGAGAUAAUGAGCAAAGUGUGGGUUGAGUUGAUAUCUUAUGCAGCUUGUCAUUGCGGAGGCAACGCUCAUGCUGCACAACUUUGUCAAGGUGGGCAACUAAUCACUGUGGUGUGGCUGUUGAUGGCUCAUUUAGGCUUGGGGGAGCAGUUUGAUUUCAUUUAAGACGACCAAAUACCGGUUCAUCGCUACGGGUAGGCUUAUGACUUAACUGCCAAAGUCUCUUCAUGUCUUCCUCCUCUGUCGCUGUGGGAUAGAUGGGGGGAUUUCCUUUUAGUAAAAUUUUCUUGAGCUAUGUUUCGAUAUAUCAUUUUCCUUCUUGUAGUAAUUUUUUGGUUCCC